Molecule: messenger RNA, 5095 nt
Organism: Urocitellus parryii (Arctic ground squirrel)
Lineage: Eukaryota; Metazoa; Chordata; Mammalia; Rodentia; Sciuridae
Gene: Lzts3
Product: leucine zipper tumor suppressor family member 3
Biological process (GO): regulation of dendritic spine morphogenesis
Cellular component (GO): dendritic spine
Source: RefSeq, a predicted model, not a curated record
GCACACACACACACACACACAUACUUUUUAAAAUUUAUUUUUGAGAACUAUUUCUCUCAAGCAAUUUCCCCAUUAUGUUAAGGGUGUCCCACCCACCCUUAUGCUUCAGCUCAGAUUCUUUCCUUGUUUUUACCCCCCUGGUGCCCCAACCCAGACAUUUUCCUUGUCCCUACUACCUGAAACCCAGCUGUAUGAGGCUUUCCCAGUUUCUCUUCUCCAAACCCUGCCUAGGCCUUCCCACUGGUUUCAAGCUUCAGGCCAUUCAGCAACCAUCCUCCCAAUUCUAGCUGCUUCCUAUACUUCACCGAGGGAUGUUGAGAGAAGGGGGCCAUGUUUAGGGUAGGAGGGGUUUCAAAGCCAAGGAGUAGCAGCCAGGAUGGAGUAUGCUGGGGAGUGGAGGCAGAUACUAGGGUGAGGCAAAAGAGGCCUCACUCUCAGGGUUGUGGGUGUACCUGCACGUCCUGCACUUCACUUGUGCCCUAUAUGCCUCUCUUGCCCAGCUUAGUGCCACUGCUGGUUAUGGGGAUAGACUUGCAGAAGGGAUGAGGGUGGUGAAAAUUUGCUGUUCUCCACACCUGUGGGGAAAGACUGAGAGAAUGGAAUGCUACAUUCCAUUUAAUAGACCAGUUUGGCUGUGAACUUACCCACCAUCUAAGGCUGAUAUGGCCUGAAGAUCCUGAAGAGCAAGGGUUUUACCAGGCUUCCUUGUUUGGGAACAUUAACACUGGACAUCAUUAGAAGACAGUCUACAGAACACUYAAAGGGAGGUUGGAUUCCUUCACUUAAUAGAGAAGGAGGGCUUCCUGCCCAGUUUCUGGUGGAACCUGGGUGGGGGCAGGAGGUUUAAAGGCCUGAAAGGCACUAGAGUUUGAGCCAUCUUGAGCCAUCUAGCCAGCUGCUAGCACCCUAGUGCCCCUGUCCAGCUGGAUUAUGUAGAUCUCUGUGACAGGUGUUCCCAGGUGCAGACUUGAGACAAAGGAACCAGGAAAUCAGGCCUGCCUGAGCUCAGGUAAUCUGAGGCCCUGCUCCCCCUCUUUCUGCCGGCCUGCCUUGGGGGAGGGGGCGCACAUCCACAGAAUUGACUUCAUGGUGAACUGAACAGGAUCAAAGUCCACAGGGAGCGGGGGAGGGGGCAAUCCAGGAAGUCUUCCUGGUGGCAGUGCAUUCUUGGCAGGGUUCAGCAGGUGCAGGAUCCUCUGGAGCACCGUGGAGUGCAAAGGCCGCCCCCCACCCCACCUGUGGGAGAUGUAGGCCCCGAGGGAGGCUCGGCCAGCGUCAGAAGCCGGCAGCACUGCCUUCCAGUCCUGGCCUCUCAGCUUGGGGGCCUCUGUAGUACUGACGUCGGGGAGGGGGUCCCUUUCGGGCCAGGACCGCUACAGAGGAAUUGGGAAGACCUCCCUUGCCACCUGCUGCAGCUUCGGCCUGCAUUCGGUCAGUCUGGUCUGCGUGCCCAUGGCGCCGCCCACCCGCGACGCCCGYGCAUCCUGCAGGGGCAGCUCCGCCCACCCAGCCUGGUGACCGGGUUCCUUCCCGUGCACGCAGCCUCGGGGCACCUGCCUAGCGGCAGCUCCGCGAGUGCCCUCCUGGCUUAGUCAUGGCGAAGCUCGAGACACUGCCCGUGCGUGCUGACCCAGGGCGGGAUCCCCUCCUGGCCUUUGCCCCACGGCCCUCUGAGCUUGGACCCCCAGACCCCCGCCUGGCCAUGGGCAGUGUGGGCAGUGGGGUGGCCCAUGCCCAAGAGUUCGCCAUGAAGAGCGUGGGCACCCGCACAGGGGGUGGGGGCAACCAGGGCAGUUUCCCAGGCCCCCGAGGCAGUGGCAGUGGGACCAGCAGGGAGAGGCCAGGCCGAUACCCCUCAGAGGACAAGGCUCUUGCCAACUCCCUCUACCUCAACGGCGAGCUGCGGGGCAGUGACCACACAGAUGUCUGCGGCAAUGUGGUGGGUAGCAGCGGUGGCAGCAGCAGCAGCGGUGGCAGUGACAAGGCUCCACCACAGUAUCGUGAGCCCAGCCACCCACCCAAGCUCCUGGCCACCUCUGGCAAGCUAGACCAGUGCUCAGAACCACUAGUUCGGCCAUCAGCCUUCAAGCCUGUUGUACCCAAGAAUUUCCAUUCCAUGCAGAACUUGUGUCCCCCGCAGACCAAUGGGACCCCUGAGGGACGACAGGGCCCUGGUGGCCUCAAGGGUGGACUGGAAAAGUCUCGGACCAUGACCCCAGCAGGCGGAAGUGGGGGUGGCCUCUCAGACUCAGGCCGGAACUCACUCACAAGCUUGCCCACCUACAGCUCCAGCUACAGCCAGCACCUGGCGCCCCUCAGUGCUUCCACCAGUCACAUCAACCGCAUCGGCACUGCCAGCUAUGGCAGUGGCAGCAGUGGUGGGGGCUCAGGCUACCAGGACCUGGGGACUUCUGACAGUGGGCGGGCCUCCAGCAAGAGUGGGUCAUCAUCAUCCAUGGGGCGGCCAAGCCACCUGGGAUCUGGGGAGGGUGGAGGUGGAGGCCUGCCAUUUGCAGCCUGCUCACCACCCUCGCCCAGUGCACUGAUCCAGGAGCUGGAGGAGCGGCUAUGGGAGAAGGAGCAGGAGGUGGCAGCUCUGCGGCGCAGUCUGGAGCAGAGCGAGGCAGCUGUGGCCCAGGUGCUGGAGGAACGGCAGAAGGCAUGGGAGCGAGAGCUAGCCGAGCUUCGGCAGGGCUGCAGCGGGAAGCUGCAGCAGGUGGCCCGCCGUGCCCAGCGAGCCCAGCAGGGACUACAGCUGCAAGUGCUGCGGCUGCAGCAGGACAAGAAGCAACUUCAGGAAGAGGCGGCCCGGCUGAUGCGGCAGCGGGAAGAGCUAGAGGACAAGGUGGCCGCCUGCCAGAAGGAGCAGGCCGACUUCCUGCCCCGGAUGGAGGAAACUAAGUGGGAGGUGUGCCAGAAGGCUGGGGAGAUUUCCCUUCUGAAGCAGCAGCUGAAGGACUCGCAGGCUGAUGUAUCCCAGAAGCUGAGUGAGAUUGUGGGUCUGCGCUCACAGCUUCGGGAGGGCCGGGCCUCACUGCGGGAGAAGGAGGAGCAGCUGCUCAGCCUGAGGGACUCCUUUGGCAGCAAACAGGCCAGCCUGGAGUUGGGUGAAGGUGAGCUGCCUGCCACGUGCCUCAAGCCUGCACUGACCCCCGUGGACCCUGCUGAACCACAGGAGGCACUGGCCACCUGCGAAAGUGAUGAGGCCAAGAUGCGUCGUCAGGCUGGGGUGGCAGCUGCUGCCUCCUUAGUUUCCAUGGAUGGGGAGGUGGAUGCUGGAGGGGAGAAUGGGACACGGGCCCUAAGGCGGGAGGUAGGGCGGCUGCAGGCUGAGCUGGCAGCAGAGCGGAGAGCCCGGGAGCGCCAGGGCGCCAGCUUUGCAGAGGAGCGCCGCGUUUGGCUGGAGGAGAAAGAGAAGGUCAUUGAGUAUCAGAAGCAGCUGCAGUUGAGUUAUGUGGAGAUGUACCAGCGCAACCAGCAGCUGGAACGGAGGCUGCGGGAGCGUGGGGCAGCAGGGGGUGCAAGCACUCCUACCCCGCAACAUGGUGAGGAGAAGAAGGCCUGGACCCCUUCCCGCCUUGAACGCAUUGAGUCCACAGAAAUCUGAUCCUCCACCUGGGCACGUGGCCUUCUGACAAGUGCCCUGUCUCAAGGCCAGAGUCCCCAGCCUCCCCUCCCUUCCAUUUCCCUUCCCAAUGUGCCCCAUGUCCCCAGACCAAAGAGGUUCUUAGAGCAGCUGUGACAAGGCUCCUCCCUGCCCCCUCGCGCCCUCCCAGUUCCAGUACUGCCCCUGUGGGUAGCCACUCGGACCCUCCUCUUAAGGAGAGAAUGGGGAAAGGGCAGAGUGCAUAGGGAUGAGAGCCCAGGCAGCAGGGAGCAUGCCCCCUUUCUGGGCAGCCUCUUGUUGGAGAUGGAGGCAGCAGGCCUGCAGUGCCAUAAGAUGCCCCAGACCCUCAGGGAGUCUGGGCUGCUGUUGUUGGCCACUUGUGUCUAGUGAUGCUUUCUGUGCUCACUUCCUAGGCCGUGGAGCCUGAGGGGGCCUGCACGGGUCUGCCAAGGCCGACAGACCCUGGGCUCCUGGCCUCUCUCCUUCCUGUGGUGUUAUCCCUCCCUGGGCAGAUUGGCAGGACAAGUAGGAGCAGAUGGCCUGCCUGUGUGGUUGAGAGGGCUACCUGCCCAGCCCCUCCCCCGUAAGGUCUCUUGGGUUUAGGCCUCAGAACCUGGCCUGGCCCUGAGUGUGUAUUCCCUCUGUGUUGGGCUGGAAGCUCAGUGUCCAAGGGAGAUCUUUCCUCGUGUUCUUGCGAAAGGUCAUCUGGAGGUUUCUACCUUCACCCUUCUGGCCAGGAUCCUGCAGGGCAAGAGCCCCAGAUGCUUGGCUUAUCCCACACCCAGGGCCACUGUCGGCUCUAACUACAGCUAUUAAGUGCUACCUGCCUCUCAGGCACUCCCCUUGCCCAGCUUCUGAGGUCAGAUGAGUGUCUGUGGUGUCUUCCUGUGUCUUCCCUCACUCACUUCCCCCAGUUUCCUGCUUUCAUGCUCAGAACAUCAUCUUCCCAGGCUGCCUCUUCCCCAGAGUCUCACUUUUCUUCUAGUAGAAAAUUCUGCUUGAUCUUUGGUGCACUGCCCACUUCCCAGCUCCACUGGCCCAAGUCUGAGCCCGAGGCCCUUGUUUUGGGGUGCCAGGAGGGUUGGAUGCAAUUGCGCUUGAAGAACAAGGCUGACCUAAGAGAACACUAACCUCUUGGUUCCUUGUCAAGCUCUGAGUUGGCUCAGCAUUUGCCCAGGGAGGCCUGGCAUGGCCAUCAGUAGGAGUUGGGACAGCCAAUGUCAUUUCCUUCUCUGGUGGCUCUCUUAGAAUCUAAUUCCCCAAGAUAGGAAGGGAACUUGUAAUUUCCCUUCUAAGAAAGCAAAUUUCUAAUUCACCAGCAAUAAAAAUCAGAGGAGGCUUGGCCCUCAGCCCUUGUAUUUCUCUCUUUCACUCUUCUACCCCCAAGAGUUUGGGGGUAGGGUGGAGAGAGCUGGCAACUACUGUGAGCAAGUCCCCCAGUCCCUGACCAGCCUCCUCCCAUGACUGGUGACUGUUUAAUGAGCUGUG